AUUUCGACCCGCCACCAUAUAAAAGUGAAGGUUCGAUUUUUGGUAGCUUCAGUACAAGGGAAGUAACUCACCCAUAAUGAAGGUAUUCGCAGUAUUGGGUCUUUGCUUGGCAAUCGCCACUGCCCUUCCUCUGAAUGAGGAAGUUGGCGAGGAACACAUUCCGGAGCCCUACAAGAGAACCGGCGAGGAGCUGAUUCCGGAGCCCUACAAGAGAACCGGUGAGGAGCUGAUUCCGGAGCCAUACAAGAGAACCGGCGAGGAGCUGAUUCCGGAGCCCUACAAGAGAACCGGCGAGGAGCUGAUUCCGGAACCCUAUGAGGAGGUAGGCGAGGAGCAUAUUCCGGAGCCUUACAAGAGAACCGGCGAGGAGCUGAUUCCUGAACCCUACAAGAGAACCGGCGAGGAGCUGAUUCCGGAGCCCUACAAGAGAACCGGCGAGGAGCUGAUUCCGGAGCCCUACGAAGAGCAGGGAUACGAGCAGAACUGGCAGCUUGUGCCCGAUGGUGAUGGCCGUCUGCAUCUGGUAAACACCGAUCCCUUCAAUCUGGGCAGCCAGGAUGAGCCUGCACCUUUGUUCAAUGCUGAUGCCGACACCAUCUUCUUGCUAUUCACCCGCAACAACCGUAACAGUGGACAUCGCAUCACUCCUGGUAACGCUGGAACCCUUGGACCGCACUGGAACGGUGGUCGUCAAACUCGUUUCAUCAUCCACGGCUGGAACAACAAUGGAGGAUCGGAAGUGAACGUUGCUAUCCGCAAUGCCUAUCUUGAUCGGGCUGACAUCAACGUGAUCGUUGUUGACUGGGGUGGCGGCGCACAGAACCCUAACUACGUGACGUCUCGUAACCACAUCAAUGCUGUCGGAGCUGCGGUCGCCCGUUUCAUCGAUUUCCUGAACCAGAGUGGAGGCAUGUCCUUCAACAAUGUGUACGUUACUGGACACAGUCUCGGUGGUCAUACUGCCGGUAUUGUUGGCAAGCGCGUGACUCGUGGUCGCCUGAACACGGUCGUCGCUUUGGACCCUGCCCUGCCACUGUUCUCGAUCAACGAUCCAGCCAACCGUGUUGCGUCGGGUGAUGCUAACUACGUUGAGGUUAUCCACACGAACGGUGGACUGCUCGGUUUCGAUCUGCCCCUCGGUCAGGCCGAUUUCUACCCCAACGGAGGCCGUAGCCAGCCUGGAUGUGGCGUUGAUCUGGCGGGUACCUGCGCACAUAGCCGUGCUCAUCAGUUCUUCGCUGAGUCGGUCCGCCCGGCCCAGAGUGGCUUCAACUCUGUCCGUUGCGCCAACUACGAUCAGAUCCUGAACAACAACUGCGUAUCGUCGGGAGCUAACGCGCGUAUGGGCGGUGAGCCUUCGAACAUUGGACGCGGUGUGAAUGGAGUUUAUUUCCUCACCACCAACGCCCAGAGUCCGUUUGCCCGGGGUCGAGAACAGCGGACCGGCCGGAUCCAGUCCGAUGAUCGUGUUCAGCUGUCCAUUCUGCAUCUUGCCCGCGUUACCGGCGGCAUGAGCACCCAAACUAUGUCCGAUCAGGUAGAUGUUGUUGCGCGACGUACCCGUAGCCGAGACGAGGGUAUUCACCAUGCGCGAGAUGAUAUCACCAACGGAAGCAACACGGUUACGGGCGGCAAUGUAGUUAGCCGUCUGGGCGCCUGCUCCCCAAUCGACGGCAAUCACGUUGAAAUCUCCCACACCGAGAUAGUUCUGACGGAUGUUGGCAUGCAAACCGGACGUCUCGCCGCCAUUCCAUCCGUGGAUGGUAAAGCGCGUUGGGUGCGAGGCGACAAAGUUGGAGUUUUGCACGGAGGCUGGAUUGUUCCACUGAAGCACCUGACCGUGGGCCGGAUUACGACGCGUAAAGAGUCGGAAAAUCACAUCCGUCUCUGGGUUGAACAGCGGCUCGACCUCGUUAUCGUUCUCCGGGAUGGCGUAGGGAUUGGUGUUGAUCAGACGCAGGCGCCCCGACUCGUCCGGCACCAGCUUCCAGCUGUCGCUCAUGCAGCUUCCCUGUCCGCUCCUGCUCCCGACCAGUGGAUGCUCAUUCCGGACGGUAAUGGACGGCUACAUCUGGCCAACCUGAACCCGUACAAUAUUGACGAGACUGUGCCGGAGCCUCACUUUACGGCCGCCACCGAUACGAUCUUCCGGCUGUACACCCGCAGCAACCGUGACACGCCACAGGUCCUGCAGCUGAACAAUGCUGAUUCCAUAACCGGCUCGAGCUUCAACGCUGCCAAUCCGACCCGCUUCAUCAUUCACGGCUGGAACAACGAUGGGUUCUCGGAGGUGAACAUGAUCCUGAAGGACGCUUGGUUGGAUCGUGGCGACUUUAACGUGAUCACCGUCGACUGGGGAGUCGGUGCGCAGACCAUCAACUAUCCGUUCGCCCGGGCACGUGUGUCCGCCGUCGGUAACGUGGUGUCGACGUUCAUCAACUUCCUGCAGUUCACCACGAACAUCAGCUUCGCUAGCAUCAGCAUCGCGGGCCACAGUCUCGGUGCGCACGCAGCCGGAAAUGCUGGAUUCUUCCAGUUCGGCCGUCUGAACACGAUCUUCGGUAUGGAUCCGGCCCUGCCACUGUUCUCGCUCGACAGCAACGAUCGGUUGACGCUGAACGAUGCGCAGUACGUGGAGUCGAUCCACACCAACGCUGGUCUGCUUGGGUUCGAUCUGCCCCUUGGCCAGGCCUCCUUCUACCCGAACGGAGGACGUACUCAGCCUGGUUGUGGUGUUGACAUUACUGGUGCUUGUGCGCACGGUCGUGCGUACGAGUUCCUGGCCGAAUCGAUUGUAUCCGGUGGAUUCAGCUCGGUCCGGUGCGGUUCGUACGAUGAGAUUCUGACUGGAAACUGCUCCGUGCAGGGUCCGAGCCGUCCGAUGGGCGGUGAGCCGUCCAACUUUGGCACUGGCACUGAGGGUGUGUUCACGCUCUCGACCCGUGCUGCGGCUCCGUUCUCCCUUGGAUAAGUUAAAAUACGUCCAUCCUCAGCUUAUUUGUAAAAAAAAAACACAAUAAAUAAUGGCUUAUAUUUAAGCUCAAAAUAAUUA
This is a messenger RNA of Anopheles stephensi (Asian malaria mosquito), 3052 nucleotides long. RefSeq lists its product as uncharacterized. The transcript has 5 exons. Gene Ontology annotation, biological process: lipid metabolic process. Gene Ontology annotation, molecular function: lipase activity. Lineage: Eukaryota; Metazoa; Arthropoda; Insecta; Diptera; Culicidae. The record is from RefSeq and is a predicted model, not a curated record. The coding region runs from base 77 to 2971 and encodes 964 amino acids.